AUGAUAUCGGACCGGUCGGCCCAUUGUCACAACUCGAGACCCGCGCUAUGGACACUACAGCCAUCCAUGCAACACGCGGAAUAGCGGUCAAGUGCAUACAUGCCAUCACUGCAGCGCUUGACAGCUCAGUGUCCUUCUUGUGAUGCGACCAACACUUCUUCGGACCAACAACUGGUAUGCGUCCGGAUCUCUGGCCGCGCAGGAUUGUGGAUGCACAAUCGCCCUCCAGCUUCACAGGCAUUGCUGCACAAACCAGAUCUUGACACUUAAUUAUACACAACGUGCCAACAAAGCAAUCCCGUUUCGAUAGCCCUAGUCUCAUCUCAGCAUCCGAUGCUCAACGACAGAAGCUCACCGAUGCAAGUUCUACAGCGCCGUUGCGCCCAGGGGAGAGUGGAGCUUGCUUUCCAUCGAAUGCAAUAUGACCCAUUCGCCACCAACCACCAACACGAGAUGCCGUUGUAAGAGAAGUUUAGUCCUUUCACUCCGGUCCUGUAAAGCCCUUGCGGCACGAACAUGAUUCUAUCCUUAUGCAACCAUCCACGGCCAUAUACCAAACUACAUUUGGAUACCGCAUGAAACACCAACAACUCCUGCUUGUCAUAACAACACCUCUUCUAGCUAUCCUUCCACAUCCAUUCAUCCACUAUCCCUCGCCGUAUAAUCAGACUGCAUUUGGAUACCGCAUCAAGUACCUCCGAAGAACAUCCUCUAGUUUCCGCACCAUCAGACCCAAUAGACACCAACAAACUCCUGCUCACAACACGAACACCUCUUCCAUCGAAUCUCUCAUCAUCCGAUAUUGCAACCCUUGUAAUACGAACGCUUCGACCAGAUGCGUAUUCUCAAACAAGCCAAAAAAGCCCCCGUCCACUCUCGCUUCGGGUAAGAUUCCUAUAGGAAAUGCCUUGGAAGGUUGGUUUCUGCAGUACCUUGCUUUGUUCUUGCAGCGGCGCUAUUAUUAUUAUCACUCUAAGCUACAAGUGAGUAGUGGCGUGGUUGCGAACUUUCGAGUCGACUGGAAUGUAGUUGUAGCAGAACUAUCCGAGGGCGUUUGGAGUUUUACCAAGGGGUAUGCAGCUCAAGCCGGCAGCUUAACGGGGCAUAGCGGGAGAUUUUGGCAUCAACAGCGUCAGCAUUGCGAGACUCUUAUUAUGAAUCAGUACGUGCAAGCGAUCAGUGUGCCUGUUAUCAACAAAUUGACGUAUGAACGAAGAAAGGUUGUCUUGAUGCGGACAAUGGAUAAUAAUUGGUCUGCUGCGAACCGGACGCAGCGAUGUUUGAUGAAUGCGGAGAUGGAGAUUAUCUGGGAAUUGCGAGAUAGAGUGCGGAGAUUGACUUCGCCAAGCAUUGUUGUCCUGCGGUCGGCGGUCGCUGAGCGAAGGGCCUCGACUUCUGUUAUUGGGUUGUUGGUUUUCGUACUGACUCAACAGUACGCCGCCGAUGGACAUCCAUUAGUUUUCAAGGACGAAUCUAAUGCAGCGGUUCUAUGGCAGUCGUUAAUGGCAUCUGGUGUGUCAGAGCGACAAGGCAGCCCAUGCCGAGCCGACAGACAUCCAGUAGUGAGAGCUGAAGCGUCGUCCACAGACCGCGUAGCGAUGGUAAGACUGGUCUAUUCCAAUAAUGCCGUUUGGCUACAAGGGUCAUUCCGUGCUAGCUCCUGUCAGGCUGUGCCGCAAUAUGGAUAUUUCAUCCUGAUCAGGCAACUGCACAUGAUUCCCGAAGGACAUGCACUAGUCGACUCGCUCGUGAGACCUCUCAUAUCCAGCGCUGAGAUGGCUAAGUAUAGAAUAGAAUCUGACGCGCGUCUGAGCGGUAAGGUAGGUAGCUUGUUAGUGCAUGGUAUCUUGUGCGGCAUUCGGUAUCGCUUCUUUAGGAUGUUUGAGUGGCAGAAAUUGAAGCGCCAGCAUGAGGCCAGCGCGCGGAGUCCAUACGAAGGUGGCUCAUGGUUAGGUAUGGCUGGACUGGCGGCUGAGACGAUCGAGGAGCACAGCGCGAACACACUCGAAGCCGAAGUUGACGACGUGAGGUUCGUGGGCGUUGUGUUGGGAAAACUCCGGCUUCGGAGAUCGGACAUCAGCAUGACGGCGAACACGAACACCCGCCAAGGAUGCGGAGGCCUACAUCAGCCGGGUCGUGAGGCUCAAUAUCGGAGAUUCGGCGAGAUUGUAUGCUUGACCGUUGGAGGCGGCGACGCACGUCAUCGGCCAUCCUCGUGA
This is a messenger RNA of Pseudocercospora fijiensis CIRAD86, 2219 nucleotides long. RefSeq lists its product as uncharacterized. Bases 531 to 2219 code for a protein of 562 amino acids. The transcript has 26 exons. The record is from RefSeq and is a predicted model, not a curated record. NCBI's taxonomy places the organism in Eukaryota, Fungi, Ascomycota, Dothideomycetes, Mycosphaerellales, Mycosphaerellaceae.